CCCUUUAUAUGUUGGUCAGCCCCUGUAUCUGUACGCGGCUGACCGAUCGGCCGACUCACGGACGUCUCAGGAGAGAACAACAAAAGAAAGGAAAUAGCUGGUCGGUCAUAGUAUCACGAUAUCAUAUCAUAAGUGAGUCGCUCGUUGUCUUGAUACCAAAUGAACCGCACGGGCAAUGCAAUGCCUAUCCUGUACGUAUCACCAAGUAUGUAUGUAUAGGUAUGUGUUCAUGUACACAUGUACAUACGUACAUACUGUAUGUGUCUCUGCAUAUGUAUGUAUGUAUGUACACGCCGCCACCGAAAAACAAUCAAUCAAUGAGAGCAACAACCAACCAACCAACCCACUGCGCUCACCGCAUCCACCCCAUCCAUCUGCCUGUACAUAUCCCUCUCCUCCGCCCCCGUAUAUUCACUCCCUCCGGCACCCCUCUGCGUCCCGCCUGUCGGAGCACUCGCCUCGGGCACUGCUCGUCCGCAGCCCCGCCACACCACCACCACCACCACCAGCACCAGCACCAGCAGCAGCCUUCUGUGCAUAUCGUUUGGGGUCAUACAAGAUGGAGUUGGCGUCAAUGCGAUAGCUGAUGGCGGCGGGGAUCGUCCAGUCCCUCGGCAGCGGCGUCAGGGCCUCCACCAGGAGGUUGAGGCACGCUGACCGGCGGAACGCGGCGACGAGUGCGCCGCCGUUGCGCCACGAGAGGCCCCAUAGUGAGGACCAGUUCUCGAGUGAGCGAGCGUUGUCGAGGUAAAGGGCCGCCUGGCCGUCGGGGGAGCUGUGGGCCGCCACCCAAUUCAUCGCCAUGUCCUCGCAAUUCAACUCGCGGUUGAACAUCUCCAUCAGCCCGCUGCACACACAACGGACACACACCAUAGCAACCGGGGAAUGAAUCGCUUGUCGUUCCUCUUGGUGCGUGUGUACCGGGGCAUGGUGUGCUCGUAUUCGAGCAGCAGCCUCCUUGGCACGAGUGCAGCGGCGGUCAGGAUGAUGUUGCCGGGGUCGGCCUGAUAGUGGAACUCCCCCGUCUCGGUGCAAACGGCGAACGACCGCGAGAGGUCUUCCGUGCCCACCAGCUUGCUGUCGCCCCCGUACAGGUGAGCCACAACCGCCAUCUUGAAGAUCGUCUCGCACUCGAACGACCGGUCGUCAUCGAGAUUCAGCACGUAAUCGGUCGACGUCUCGUUGCCGAUGAGGAACCGCUCGCCGAGGUCCCUCUUGCCGGCGAUGAGACGCACGGUCUUGGGGAAGGGCACUGGCUCCUGUGGGGGGGUGGGGGUCUCCCAGAGGGAGCUGUCCUGGGGCAGCGGGCCGAAGGGGACGUCGGGCCACCAGUCGAUGAGCACCUCCUUGACCAGGGGGCAUGUGAGCAGGGGGAUGAGGUUAUGCGCCAGCCAGCUGUCGCGCCUCUUCUUGCCCAUGUACACCACAACCGUCACCGUGUCGUUGAGCUUCCCGGGGUCGGCCACCAUCCACAUGUCGGCGGGAAGAUCCAUGUCGUCCCUCUCCGUCUCGGCCCGCGACACAAAGGCCGUGCUGGGACACCUGCACGGCUCCCACUGGUCGAGCUUCACGUCGGGCGGUGGUCCAGAUGCGGGGAUGGGCGGCCUGUCAGGGCUCUGGAGGAAGCCCUGGAAGCCCCGACAGGUGUGCACAAUGGACGGCGUCCAGUCGGACCACCUCAGGAAGGCCCAGAAGCUCACCAAGAAGAUAGCAAAGAAGGCCAGCAGCGGCCCUCCCACCCUAAUCACCGGGUGCCUCGCCAGCUUGCCAAGGCAUCCACACCGACACCUCACGCACCGACACCGGCCGCAUGCUAAAGACGGCGGGCACGCACAGCGGCACCGGCAAAGGCGCGACAGCCUGCACAGAGGCCGCGAAUUCGGGGACGGCGAGUAGCAAAGGGACGGGAGGCUCCAGCAGGGACGGGAAGGGGUGGGGCUGGGGGGAGGACCGUCCGCACGGGGGCUGGGCGACGACAGGCACGACAGCCGAGUUGACCGAAGGAACAUUGUGGGUCAAGGCCUUGCAGCCGUAGACAAUAUAUGCCCCCUUCUCUGCUACUUGUGCACCGACAGGGAUGGGUGCACGGCUGUCAUGGGCUGUCGUGGUCCGCCAGCAGUGAGCUCCACCGCCCCCCACAUCCUCCGAUGAGUCCUCGUGACUUGGUCUUGCCUCACAGUCGCAGGCGUCGAGAAGAAGAGAGCAACGGGCUCUAAGACCUCGACGGUUGGCCCCUAUCCUCCUCUGUCCAUCGCCUUUGCUUCCUCUUUUUCCUUCUUCCCC
Messenger RNA from Vitrella brassicaformis, 2283 nucleotides. The record is from the annotation of a GenBank genome assembly. Lineage: Eukaryota; Vitrellaceae.